CGCGGUCGCCUGGGAGCCCCCGCGGGGGGGGGGGGUUAGGUCCCUGGAGGCUGCAAUUUCUGGCGCCUCUUGGAGAGCCGGUCUCAAGAGGAGGCAUCCGAGGCAGGGGUCCGCCCGAGGGGCUGGCUACAGGGUGGGGGGGACCCCGGCAGGCAGGCAGGUAGGCAGACAGAUCCUGGGGCUGAAUGAAGGGCCAGUGGGCCGUGGAAGCCUGGAGGGGUGGGUAUCGCGCGGACCAGACAGGCUCCUGGUGCGGACGGACGGACACAGCCCAGCCCAAGACCGGCAGAGGAGGGGGCCUGCGGGGCUGCUUCAGAGAUGGCAGGGCCCAGGGGCAGACGGUGUCCCGGGAUGAGGGGCAGGGGCUGGGAGGAUGGCAUCGGCACUGUCCAAAGCCCAGGGUGCUUGCUGCAUGAGGGCCCGCAGAGGCGACCGCAUGACCAUCAACAUCCAGGAGCACAUGGCCAUCAACGUGUGCCCCGGGCCCAUCCGGCCCAUCAGGCAGAUCUCAGAUUACUUCCCCCGCCUGGGACCAGGACCCGAAGGCGGGGGCAGGGAUUUCAGGGAGGCCCCUGCCCGCCUUGCGCCUCUGGCUCUGGCCCCGCCUGCAGCCCUUCUUGGGGCCACCACGCCUGAGGACGGAGCCGAGGUGGACAGCUACGACUCGGAUGACACCACCGCGCUGGGCAUGCUGGAGUUUGACCUUCUCUACGACCAGGCCUCCUGCACCCUGCACUGUAGCAUCCUUAGAGCCAAGGGCCUCAAGCCCAUGGAUUUCAAUGGUCUGGCCGAUCCCUAUGUCAAGCUGCACCUGCUGCCUGGGGCCUGCAAGGCCAAUAAGCUCAAAACAAAGACUCAGAGGAACACGCUGAAUCCCGUGUGGAACGAGAAUCUGACGUACAGUGGGAUCACAGACCAGGACAUCACCCACAAGGUGCUCAGGAUCUCCGUCUGUGACGAGGACAAGCUGAGCCACAACGAGUUCAUCGGGGAGAUCCGAGUGCCCCUCCGCCGCCUCAAGCCUUCGCAGAAGAAACAUUUUAACAUCUGCCUGGAGCGCCAGGUCCCGCUGGCUUCCCCAUCCUCCAUGUCAGCGGCUCUGAGGGGCAUCUCCUGCUACCUGAAGGAGCUGGAGCAGGCCGAGCAGGGGCCCGGGCUGCUGGAAGAGCGCGGCCGCAUCCUGCUGAGUCUCAGCUACAGCUCUCGGCGCCGGGGCCUGCUGGUGGGCAUCGUGCGCUGCGCCCACCUGGCCGCCAUGGACGUCAAUGGCUACUCGGACCCCUACGUCAAGACGUACCUGAGGCCUGACGUGGAUAAGAAAUCCAAGCACAAAACGUGUGUGAAGAAGAAGACUCUCAAUCCAGAAUUUAAUGAGGACUUCUUCUACGAGAUGGAGCUCUCCACUCUGGCCACCAAGACCCUGGAAGUCACAGUCUGGGACUAUGACAUCGGAAAGUCCAACGACUUCAUCGGCGGCGUGUCCCUGGGGCCUGGGGCCCGGGGCGAGGCCCGGAAGCACUGGAGUGACUGUCUGCAGCAGCCCGACGCAGCCCUGGAGCGCUGGCACACCCUGACCAGCGAGCUGCCCCCUGCCGCCGGGGCCCUGCCCUCCGCCUCCGCCUGAGUGCACGGCCCCUGCCCGGCACGGGCCCUGUGGGGCCGGAACCCCACCUUCGCACGAGUGUGUUGCACGUUUACACGGGGUGGAUGCCCCGCCCCCCACUACCUGUCUUCUUUUCGUGAGCGUCUGCGUGACCGUGGGUCUGUCUGUCUCGUGAGGGACCGUGGCGAUCUGUGUUCACAUAUGCAAACUUCCUCCUGCCUGACUCGCUCCCACGCAAAUAUGCAAACACCUUCCCGUGUGCGCCCAAGGG
Molecule: messenger RNA, 1874 nt
Organism: Mustela lutreola (European mink)
Lineage: Eukaryota; Metazoa; Chordata; Mammalia; Carnivora; Mustelidae
Gene: DOC2A
Product: double C2 domain alpha
Exons: 11
Coding region: 374-1624 (416 amino acids)
Cellular component (GO): membrane
Source: RefSeq, a predicted model, not a curated record